Molecule: messenger RNA, 741 nt
Organism: Aspergillus versicolor CBS 583.65
Lineage: Eukaryota; Fungi; Ascomycota; Eurotiomycetes; Eurotiales; Aspergillaceae
Product: rhamnogalacturonan acetylesterase
Exons: 1
Coding region: 1-741 (246 amino acids)
Molecular function (GO): hydrolase activity
Source: RefSeq, a predicted model, not a curated record
AUGCUUUCCUACCUUGUUUCAGCCCUGCUCCUCGCAGGAGCAACCAACACCCAGCCCACAAAACGGGCUAACCCCCCGGCCUUUAUCCUAGCCGGAGACUCAACCACCGCCCCAGACGGCGGCUGGGGCGACGCCUUCGUCGCCUCCCUCUCCUCCUCCUCAGCAGGAACAAACUUCGGGCACAGCGGCGCAACAACAGCCUCCUUCCGCUCAGGGGGGGACUGGGACUCUGUUCUCGCUGCUGUAUCUGAGAGCGCGGGGUCAUACACGCCCUACGUCACCAUCCAGUUCGGACACAAUGACCAGAAGACGGAGGAGGGACUAGCUUCGUUCAAGGAGAACCUUGUGCAGUUUGACGCAGAUGUUCGGGAUGCGGGGGGCAUUCCGAUCUUCUUGACUUCGCUGACGAGGCGCAAUUUUGAGGAUGAUGGGACGGUUAGUGAUGAUUUGGAGAAUGUGCGGACGUUGACGGAGGAGGCGGCGGAGGAGACGGGGGCCUUGAUUGGGGAUUUGAAUACCAGGUCCAGGGAGUAUGUUGAGGCUAUUGGGUCGGAGAAUGCGGAUACUUAUAACUUGGAGGCGGAUGAUAGGACGCACUUGAAUGAGGCUGGGGGUGUGCUCUUUGCGGGCAUUGUGGGGAUUAUCUUGAAGGAGCUGGAGCCGACAUUUGACGAGUUUAUCAACAUCGAUGAGGCUUUGGUUGCUGCUGUUGAGGCUGGAGAGUAUUAUUCUCCGGAGUGA